Grosmannia clavigera kw1407 is the source of this 2172-nucleotide messenger RNA. Its product is annotated as c6 zinc finger domain containing protein. The transcript is spliced from 3 exons. Gene Ontology annotation, biological process: DNA-templated transcription; regulation of DNA-templated transcription. NCBI's taxonomy places the organism in Eukaryota, Fungi, Ascomycota, Sordariomycetes, Ophiostomatales, Ophiostomataceae. The record is from RefSeq and is a predicted model, not a curated record. The coding region runs from base 1 to 2172 and encodes 723 amino acids. Gene Ontology annotation, molecular function: DNA binding; zinc ion binding; DNA-binding transcription factor activity, RNA polymerase II-specific.
AUGUCUAUGGCCUCUACGCCCGGCCAGCCUUCAGGCAGCCAAUACUCUGGCAAUUACCCCUCGCCCGCACUGCAGAACUCUUCCAAACCGACGCGAAUUCUGGCUUGCGUCCUAUGCCAACACCGAAAGAUCAAAUGCGACCGCUCGUUUCCCUGUGCCAACUGUGUCAAGGCCAAUGUUACAUGCACACCAAGCACCCCUGCUCCAGCUCGAAAGAGGCGGCGCCCCAACCAGGACCUACAGGAACGCUUGGCCCGUUGCGAGGAGCUUCUCAAAGCUUAUGCCACAGAAAAGCCGGGUGGAGAUGCCUCAUUUCUGAAUGGCCAUGGCUGCCAAUUGUUCGGGGAAGAGUCAUCUUUGAAGUGGAAGCCGCCUGGCAAGCUCAUCGUAGAGGACGAUGGCGGGGUUCGCUUUGUCGAUUCGUUCAUGCUUGGGGCCAUUCACGACGAGCUGCGGGCCAUGCGCGAGAUCAUCGACGACGAGGACAAUGACGAUACAACACCAGAGACUGUUGCAACGCCAGACGACAAUGCCAAUAUGGUUUUAGGCGCCAUGCACGCCACUAUCACCACGCAGCCAACUCUCGAGGAGCUUAUGCCCCCUCCGGCACUCAUAUUUCGGCUGUGGCAGAUCUACCUCGAACGCGUCAACCCACUCACCAAGAUCAUUCAUGUGCCUACCCUGCAGCCGUAUGUGGCCGAAGCCACGAGUGGCGGCCACAACGUUCCGCAGAAUAUCAAAACGCUACUAUUCUCCAUCUACACUCUGGCGACCGUUUCCAUGACGAAUGACGAAUGCCUCAACUUUCUUGGCUACUCGCGGCAGGCCGCUUUGGAACGCUUCUCCGAAGGUGUUCGCCAAUCCCUCAUACGCCUGGGCUUCCUCAAGGCCUACGAUAUUGAAACGCUGCAGGCGUUAGUCAUUUACCUAGGCCGGUACAACCGACAUGCCGCCUGGAUAUUAAACGGCGUUGUGCUCCGUAUCGCUCAGAAAAUGGGCUUGCAUCGCGACGGCGAGGUUCUUGGCCUGAGCCCAUUUGAUACGGAGAUCCGGAGACGCCUGUGGUGGCAGAUCAUCAUGGUCGACGCCAAAUACGCACUGAUGUCGGGUCUGAGUCACUCGAUGCUGCCCCAUCUUUGGGACACAAAGGAGCCCAGUAACGUGAACGACGCCGAUCUCCAUCUGGCUUCGACGGAGCCAGUGCAGAACCGUGAAGGGCCGACGGAGAUGAUCAUGGUGUUGCUCAUGAGCCGGGUUGCUCGGUUUCUUCUGCAAACGCCAGGCAUCGAGCCCAUGUUUCUCCUCGGCGAGACGGACUCGUUCAUGGACAUUGGCGGGCCGAGCCCGGAGCAAAUUGCGAUAUACCGGCAGAUGAUCACAAAUCUCGGCAACAGCCUUCUCGAGGUUAUCGAUAAGUACUGCGACCCCAGUGCUGGUCCUCUGCACGAAAUGGCCAUCGAUAUCAAAGCCGAUAUCCUAGACAAGAUCGAAACCUUGUUGCUUCCACCAGAGGAAAAAACGUUUACAGAUGAAGUCAAAACUCCAGCCGACACUGUCUUCAGGAUCAGUGUCAGGGCCAUCCAGCAUGAAAACAAGCAGCUUGUGAAGACCAGAGCCAAAGGGUUCUCCUGGUUUUCGCGGUUGGAUUUUCAAGUCAACAUCUUCCUGUUUGUCGUUGGACAACUGUGCUCGCGAACGUCCGGAAGGUUGGUCGAGAUGGCCUGGGAGGCUGUACAAGCAACAUACGAGAACUACGAACAGCUUCUUGACAUCACACAACGACCUCACUACCAGGCCGCCUUGUACGUGCUUAAGGCAUGGAAAGUACGAAGGGAAAUUCUGCGCAUUCGGUCGGGUGGAUUGACGGCAGAAACGCCGGAUUACAUCCUCAAGCUACAGUGUUCCAUGCCACCACAAGACGAUUCGAAGAGCGACCUGGCAUCGAUGCCCGCAUCCUCGGUUGUGGCGCACUCAGUCGACAUGUCAAGAUCGGUCGAAACACCCAAAAUAGAAACAGGCCCGGAUGCGACACUGGAUCAAUUUUUUGCUCAGCCAUAUAUAGAUUCGAACAUAGAUUGGGACAUGUGGGGGGCUAUUAUGCCGACCGAGGCCAAUGCGUCGGCAUUCGAUGGAUUUGGUUCGAUAGAUGUGCCACCAGGCACACAAUGGUGA